Adineta steineri is the source of this 876-nucleotide messenger RNA. NCBI's taxonomy places the organism in Eukaryota, Metazoa, Rotifera, Eurotatoria, Adinetida, Adinetidae. The record is from the annotation of a GenBank genome assembly.
AUGGCAACGAGUAGAUCAUCGAAAAAUGAAGUUCCUACAUCGCGUAACGAAAAUCGUGUCUAUCCGGUGAAUACCAUGACAAAAGUUUCAAUAAAUGAUGAUUAUAAUCAAUCAAAUGAUGGUGGUUUUGAUAUAUGUGGAUGGAUAUUAAUAAUUUGUUCUUAUAUUCUUAUCGUUUUCACAUUUCCAAUUACAGUUGUUCAAGAAUAUGAGCGAGCGGUUAUUUUUCGUCUUGGUCGAAUUUUACAAGGUGGUGCAAAAGGUCCUGGACUAUUUUUUAUUGUACCUUGUGUGGAUACAAUUAUAAGAGUUGAUUUACGAACAACAACAUUCAAUGUUCCACCUCAAGAAAUUUUAACACGAGAUUCAGUAACAGUCUCAGUUGAUGCUGUUGUAUACAGUCGUAUUGUUGAUCCGGUUGGUUCUGUCACUAAAGUCGAAAAUGUUCGGUCUGCAACUCAAUUACUUGCACAGACAUCAUUAAGAAAUAUGCUUGGAACAAAAACAUUACAAGAGAUUUUAAGCGAUCGAGAAGCAAUUGCUAAUCAAAUGGAAGUUCACUUGGAUGAAGGAACCUCAUCGUGGGGUAUUAAAGUUGAACGUGUUGAAAUUACGGAUGUUCGUUUACCACAAUCGAUGCAACGAUCAAUGGCUGCAAAAGCUGAAGCAAGUGAACAAAAAGCAUCAAGACAAUUAAAAGAAGCUGCUGAUGUUAUUUCAUCAUCCCCUGUGGCAUUACAAUUACGUUACUUACAAACAUUAACACAUAUUGCAGCGGAGAAAAAUUCAACCAUUGUCUUUCAAAUUCCUGUUGAAUUACUCAAUUUAGUUAGACCACAAGGACGUUCGAACCGAAUGAACGAAAUAUUCACUUGA